This is a messenger RNA of Lachancea lanzarotensis, 1944 nucleotides long. Its product is annotated as LALA0S09e05820g1_1. The record is from RefSeq and is a predicted model, not a curated record. Gene Ontology annotation, molecular function: DNA binding; endonuclease activity. Lineage: Eukaryota; Fungi; Ascomycota; Saccharomycetes; Saccharomycetales; Saccharomycetaceae. The transcript has a single exon. Gene Ontology annotation, biological process: intein-mediated protein splicing. Bases 1 to 1944 code for a protein of 647 amino acids.
AUGCCAGAUACCACGAACUUCCUGGGCGGCUUCGUCGCUGGAACUAAGUUCAUGAUGGCCAAUGGCGAACCGCGCGCAAUCGAAAAUGUUCUUGUGGGUGAUAAGCUAAUGAAAGAUGAUGGAACAGCUGUUGAGAUAAUUGCUGUGCCCUGUCAAGUCACCGAUACAGUGAAGAUUCGUCAAACUAGUAAGCACACUGCUCAUCUUAGAGACUCUAACCGUAAACCUCCUUGGGGACUUCUUGACUUUACAUGUGCAUGGCGCCAAUCAUUGAACUUUGGAACGUAUCAAGUCAAGAAGGACUCUUUUCGGAGUAAUGGUAAAAGGGUUAUCAGUAUUCACCAAAUGGCGGUUGCGAGAACCAAAGAUGGUCGAGAGAUCGCUCUAGUUAAAAAUAGGGACAAGCUUUUCAGACAUCAUGGUGACGAAUACGCAGCAAAUAAAUACAUUGCUGAAACAAUGGCUCCAUAUCCUGAUCAGUUGAUAUUCUGGGAUUGCGAAGUGGGUGAUUUGGAGUACCUGACCUCAGCACCAAGAACUUCAACUUGUCUGAGCUACUAUCCGCUUUAUUUCGAGAAUCAUGUCUUGCAAUCUUGGUUAGAAAAACAUUUUGACCGGGCAGUAACACAGAAAGCAUUGGAAGGUAUGGCAUGGUUACUUGGAUUUUGGGUAGGCGAUGGUCACCGAAGAGGUCCAAUGUUUGCAUUGCAUUCAGGGGAUCAUGAUGUCAAUGGCCGCCUCAAAAGAAAUGCCGAACUGUGGGGUAUGGAUUUGAUAAUUAAAAAGGAAGGUCCAAGUGAUGGCUAUAAAGCUAUAGGAUACUUGCACACUUACAGUGGAACGUUGCGCAAUUUGUAUCAUAAAAGUCCAAUUUGUGAAGUUCUAUCUGGUUUAGGAUUUUGGGAAAAUGGACGUCGAGGAGCAGCUAAAAGAGUUCCAAAAUUCUUGAGUACUGAUCAAAGAAUUGUUCGAGAAGCUUUCUUAGCCGGUUUAAUCGACUCUGAUGGAUGCACACGAAUCCAGGAUAACCUGAUCAGAAUAAAAAUCGUGACAGUUCUACCUUCCGUACGUGAUGCAAUUUACGCUAUAGCACGCUCACUAGGUUUGAAUGUUACGGUUUUUUUUUACCACGAAAGAAUGCACAAGCUUGGAUACCACGAAAGUGAUGCUUGGACCUUUAAUCUAUUCAAAGGAACAAACCUAGACACCUUGCAGUCUAUUCUAAGUCGGUGCUCCUGCGAAAGGAAAAGAAAUCCACCGAUUCAAUUAGCGAAAACUAGGGAUGUUGAGGAGUUUGAAGAUCAGGAAGAUGAGGAAGAUCAGAGAUCUUCUAUUCGAAAAGAAAUGCUUGCCGAAGAAGAUUCUAACGAUUCUGAUGAUUCCUGCUAUUUGUCAGACGAUGAAGAAACCGCUGUAUUUGAAAUUGACACUACAGACACCUACUUUGAGAAGCAUCAAGGACUCACUGGCGAAGACAUCAUUUUGAAUCCAAACAGGGUCACAUUUACCAUGGAACCAAAUGGUAAGCAGGAAGUAUUUGGUUUGGUGUGCUCUGAUGAUUGCAAUCUUUUAACAUCUGAUCAAGUCGCUGUAGGAAGCUCAAAGUUAAUAGGGGAAAAUGAUAGUGAUCAGGUAAAUGCCGUCACAGGUUGCAUAUCAUGUAAAAGUACGCGUACGCCCGAGUGGUAUCGAUUGCCGUGGGAUAAGUUGACGUAUCACCGUAUCUGCAAGCCAUGCGCACGCAGCUUUAGAAGCUUGUUACUGAAAUGCUAUAAAAGUGACUGCAAUCAUAUUUUAAAACAAGCUCAACUCACUUCAUUCAGAAGAUCAAGAAUUGCCAAAGUUAGGAAACAAAUCGCGGGAAGUCAAAUUACAGAAGGAUACCCCUGCACAAAAUGCAGAGAUGGGAUUUACGUCAAGAUGGGUGACGACGACGACGACUAG